GAAGCACCAGCUGAAUCAGUGCAGAGUUCCUCCAUAAACUAUGAAAAAGAGGAGAACCAGUUUUACCCACUAAAAAACACAGUAAAAAAGGAACAUAAGCCCUCAAAUGUCAUCCCAUCCAUGGAAAAUGUCAUCCCAUCCAUGGAAAAUGUCAUCCCAUCCAUGGAAAAUUUCAUCCCAUCCAUGGAAAAUGUCAACGACUUUGUACUGACAGAUGCAGAGGGGGACAGUUUCAUGAAGGGAAUGGAUCUUGUCAGUUAUGGAUGGACACCACUGGAUCUGAUAGCAUCUUUCACAGAGCCGCAAAGAAAGCAAUCAAGUGGCAGAUCUAAGGUUCCUCGUAAGAGUGUGCACUCCUCCUACAGACUGACAGGACAGGGCUUUCAACCAAAGGCAAAGGACCCCAUUCUGAAUAAGCUGACCCUGAUUGAGAACAGCCACGAUAUUGGAGACGAUGGUCUAGUUCUGGUGAAAAUGGAGAAUGUAGAGCCUGAGGUACAUGGAAGAGCAGCAGAUGACUCCAAUUCAGUGGUGAGGUCAAAGCUGCAGCUGUCUCGAGUGGUUGAUGGCUCCCAGACAUUGAGCUAUAAGGAAGAAGUAAGGCGCCCUGGACGAAGAGGGCUGACAACAUUUAAAAUGGAGGGCAAGGCUCAACAAAAGGGGCUGCAAGGAAAGGGUCUGGCUUUGUCUUUUGUGGAUAUACUGAGGAAAUUGGACAAGGCUGAAUAGGAAAUUGGACAAACCAGAUAUCUUCAUGAAAAUAAAUUGUUC
This is a messenger RNA of Hypomesus transpacificus, 771 nucleotides long. RefSeq lists its product as uncharacterized. The transcript is spliced from 2 exons. The record is from RefSeq and is a predicted model, not a curated record. Lineage: Eukaryota; Metazoa; Chordata; Actinopteri; Osmeriformes; Osmeridae. Bases 121 to 729 code for a protein of 202 amino acids.